AUGGAAGCAGUAACAAAUGAACUUGCUGUUUUUAAUAGUUUACAAUUUGUUAAUAAUAAAGUUUUACCAAAAACUACAUUUGACACACAAACAUCGCAAUUUAUUCAACAAUUUCAACAGCAAUAUUCAUUUGAUAGAAUAGAAACUACUCUUGAUCCUCGUGUUCUCAAUGUUACUGCACUUGAUUCAACAAUUAAUAGUCGAUCUUCUCCUGAUACUAAAUUGAAUACUAGUGUUUCACAAUUAUUUAUAGAAUAUUGGACAAAUUCUACUAAUUUUAGUUUUUAUUAUAAUCAAUGUGCACCAAAUCAAUGCUUUUAUACUUAUGAAGAACGUUUUAAUAGAGCGUAUAUUAUUGCAACUCUACUCGGUAUAGUUGGUGGUCUUUCUACUGUACUUCGAAUAUUGAUUCCUCCUAUUGUAAUAUUACUUCGGAGAAUAUAUCGUCAAUGUCAUAGAUUUCAAACAUGUGUGCCAAGGGAAAUGGUCGUUGAAAUAGGAGGUAUUCGUCAGAAAAUAUCACUUUAUCUUACUCAACUUCAACGGUUUAUUCGAACAAUUAACUUCUAUCGGAAGAUGAAGAAUACUCAUUUACAAGAAAUAUCACAAACAACAGAUGAAAUUUCAAUUAUACGACUAACUUUUACUGGAUUAAAUUCACAAAUACAAUCCAUAAAAGUAUCAUCUCCAACAGAAUUAAUAUUUGAACAAUUACAACUUCAAUAUUCAUCAUCUUUAUCAUGUUCAUGUUCUCGAAUAUCCAUUCAAUAUUCUAAAUUUAUUUCUAUUAAACCAAUUGUUUAUCAUCAAAUAUGUUCAAGUGUUUUUAUUUCAUCAAAUUUCAUUCAAUUAUUAUGGGACAAUGAAUCACUUGAAAGUUAUUAUUAUGAUGUCGAUAUGAAAAUAUUAAGUUUACAUUUUAAUAUUUUAGUAUCACUUUGUUCUCUUGCAAAAAUUAUGAUUGAACAAAAAAUUAAAGUAUUUUAUUCAGAACAAUUUAUAAAUGUAGAAUUAUUAACUCGUCAUUCUUUUCAAAUUCAAAUUGAUUCUAUUAUUGAGAAUUUUAUUAAUCAAGCACCAAUCAAUUUUCGACAAAUUCAUAAUUAUAUCAUAGAUAUGCUUUAUGCUAAUCAAUUACAUAAUAUAUUCUUAACAAAAUUGGAAUCUUCAUUUAUCAUCAUAUAA
Messenger RNA from Rotaria sp. Silwood1, 1185 nucleotides. NCBI's taxonomy places the organism in Eukaryota, Metazoa, Rotifera, Eurotatoria, Philodinida, Philodinidae. The record is from the annotation of a GenBank genome assembly.